AAAAGAAUCUCGCCUCAAGUAGAUUAUAGAUGUAUUUGUUGUUUUGUACACUGGAAGUUCUAUAAAUUCGCCUUAGUGUUCAUGCUAGGCCACACUGCACUGUCCGACAGAGAAGAAGUCAUCAGAUAUUUUUCAGUUCUGGUAUCAAGAUGAAGAUUAUUAACAUUACCCUAUUCGUCCUGGUAUCAUGUGUGUUCUCUACUCAUGCAUACACAAUUAGUAACCACGUAGCUGUGGAGUACCAUAUUGUCGCUGGAAGCUAUACUUGGGAUGAAGCAAUAGCUGAAUGUGCUAGUCUUGGAGGAACCUUGGCACGAAUUCCCGACAAACGCACAGAUGAUUUUAUCACACAAUACAUAAGAGACAGUGGCUUAGGUGAUCAGGUUGAUACUGGAUUUUGGAUUGGCCUGAACGAUAGAAAUGAAGAGGACAACUUUAAAUGGAUUAAUGGUGGAGAGGUGUGUUACACAAACUGGGGUGAAGGGGAACCAGAUAACAACACUAAUAAAAACCCGCAGGGUCAGGACUGUGGUCAACUGAGAAAAACAACAGACUUUAAAUGGGAUGAUGAAUAUUGCACUGGUGUUGAUAUCAGAGAGAAGGGUUUCAUUUGUGAAGUACAAGGUAUGUUAGUCUGUUCUAAAUGCCCAGAACCAUGAAUACAAUCGACGCAUUGUUGUAGUUCGGUGGCCAUGGGGCUACAUAUUUUUUGUAGAUCUAAUUUCUGUAUUUGCAUGCUAAACUAAUACAAUAAAGCUGAUAUGGACGUAUAA
Saccoglossus kowalevskii is the source of this 773-nucleotide messenger RNA. Its product is annotated as C-type lectin mosGCTL-1-like. The record is from RefSeq and is a predicted model, not a curated record. Lineage: Eukaryota; Metazoa; Hemichordata; Enteropneusta; Harrimaniidae.